Molecule: messenger RNA, 1524 nt
Organism: Gadus morhua (Atlantic cod)
Lineage: Eukaryota; Metazoa; Chordata; Actinopteri; Gadiformes; Gadidae
Gene: jdp2a
Product: Jun dimerization protein 2a
Exons: 4
Coding region: 171-767 (198 amino acids)
Biological process (GO): regulation of transcription by RNA polymerase II
Cellular component (GO): nucleus
Molecular function (GO): RNA polymerase II cis-regulatory region sequence-specific DNA binding; DNA-binding transcription factor activity, RNA polymerase II-specific
Source: RefSeq, a predicted model, not a curated record
UCUGCAGCCGAGCCAUGCAUGCAGUCCGAUCUCUCUAUGGGAGGAGGCACUACUGGCCACAUUUUUUUCUGUAUUUUUUUUCUCUUUACAUUCCUGCUUACGUUUGGUUGUCUCGGCUAAUUUCCGCAUUCCCAAAUCCUUUCAGAUUUGGAUUACUUUGAAACGGGCUGAUGCAACGAUUUCCACUUUUUAAAAUCUAUUCCAGACCAUCGGCCGACCAUAAGAGAGGACAUUUUUCGCACCUGGGAUCAAAGUCAGCUGUGGUUAAGACCGAGGCUGACACGAUGCCAGGUCAGAUCCCAGACCCCUCUGUGACGGCGGGCUCCCUGCCGAGCCUGGGGUCCCUGGCGGGACUCUCGGCCACCACGCUGACAGACCAGCUCCGCUUCGGUGACCUGCAGGACUUUGGGACCAUGCUUUCCCCGCUGCACUUCCUCGACAAGCUGGGGAAGGGGACGCUCUCCAUAAAGGCCGAGAGGGACGACGAGGUGGACCGUCGAAAACGACGGCGAGAGAAAAACAAAAUGGCUGCAGCGCGAUGUCGAAACAAAAAAAAGGAGAGGACAGAUUAUCUACAAAUGGAGUCGGAGCGGUUGGAGAUGAUGAACUCUGACCUCAAGUCUCAGAUCGAGGAGCUGAAACACGAGCGGCAGCAGCUGAUCCUCAUGCUGAACCGACACCGGCCCACCUGCAUUGUCAGGACCGACAGCGUGAAGACACCCGAGGGUGAGGGGAAUCCGCUCCUGGAGCAGCUGGGAGCCGAGUGAGGCUCCAGGGGGCCGAGUGAGGCUCCAGGGGGCGAGUGAGGCUCCAGGGGCCAAAUUAGGUUCCUUGGGGCAAAGUGAGGCACCUGCAGGCAACCUCCAGGAGGCGGUGGGCGACUACAUGCACACGUGGCGAAGGGUAAACAUGCAAUGCGUUCCCCGCCACCAUCACAGAGCUCUUAAACCCUGAUGUCAAUCAAUCAAGUCAGACACUUGAAACUCUCCCUCUCUAUCUCGAUCCAACUCUCGAUCUCUCUCUUUUCUCUCUGCCGCAGAACAGGAGUAUUUGCAAUAAUUUUAUGCAAACCGCAUAUUAGCCGAGAGAGAGAGAGAGAGAGAGAGAGAGAGAGAGAGAGAGAGAGAGAGAGAGAGAGAGAGAGAGAGAGAGAGAGAGAGAGAGAGAGAGAGAGAGAGAGAGAGAGAGAGAGAGAGAGAGAGAGAGAGAGAGAUACAUUAGGUCAUAGGUCACAUCACAUUUCCUGGUAGAGAUAAUCACACGAUUAUUGUUAAGCAUUUGAUUGUUGAAAUGUUUUUUUUGUUGUGGUCAUCAUUAUUGUUUUGGACGCAGGCGUCACAUAUGCACAUAUAUAUGUUUAUUUACAGACUGUUGUACUUGUAAUUACUUUGACUACAUUGAUAUAUUCUGUUAUUCAGUUUUUUAUACUUUUGUAUUUUGUCAUGUAGGCUAAACAUUUAAGCAGUCACACAUUGUGGUGUUUUGUAUUUCUACAAGAAAUAAAUGUAUAGGGUUCUUUAUAUU